This is a messenger RNA of Plutella xylostella (diamondback moth), 5512 nucleotides long. The record is from RefSeq and is a predicted model, not a curated record. Lineage: Eukaryota; Metazoa; Arthropoda; Insecta; Lepidoptera; Plutellidae.
AAUGUCGUCUUCUAUUAAAAGUCAACUUGGCUCAAUUUCCAACAUUGUUAAAGCGUAUGAAAACUACAAAAAGGCACCAAAAGACCGUUUAGCCAAGGAAUCAUACUUACAAACCAGACUAGAAGCGUUAGAAUUUCAUUUCAAAAUUGUUACUGACAACCACACAAAAUUACUCUCUGAAGCAUCCGAUGAAAUACUCGAUAGCCAUGAAUACUUUACAACCGACAUGUACUCAGAGGUAGAGGAAACGUACAUCAUGUACAAGGCGGACUUAAAGGAAGCUCUAUCCCGCUUCAUGCCGAGUGCAUCGGCUGCUUCGGAACAAACAAACAAACACGUAACUACCAAGGGGGAAACUCAGGUUCACUUGCCAAAAAUUUCCAUACCGGUGUUUUCUGGAUCAUAUUCGGAAUGGAUACCGUUUAGAGAUUUAUUCACAUCGUUGAUUCAUAACAACGAGUCAUUGGACAGCGUGCAAAAAAUGCACUAUUUAAAAGGGUAUCUCUCUGGAGAGGCCGAGCAGCUACUAAGGUACGUUGCGAUCACAGCCUCAGCCUACCAGGAGUCCUGGGCCUUGCUAAAUAGUAGGUAUAACAACAAAAAAUACUUAGUGAACUGUCUAAUGAAGCGUUUUAUGAAUCAACCCAGUGUUGCAAAUGAAACCUCUAGUGCAAUUAAAGACAUGCUUGAUCUUGUAAAUGAAACAGUAAACGGUUUGAAGAACCUUGGUGUGCCGACAGACUCCUGGGAUGUUUUCAUAAUAUAUGUAGUUUGUUCAAGAUUGGAUCCGGAAUCACGUAAGGGUUGGGAGGUAAAAAUAAGUACUUCUGAUGAGCUACCAACCUUGAACGAACUACGGGAGUACUUAACAUCACGUUUUAGGUCUCUUGAGUUUUUAGACACCAAAUUCAAACCGAAACAAUCGAAAGUCAUGCACACCAUGUCAGACGGAAAUAAUGAAGCAAAUGUCAUUUGUGCUUACUGCGACCAAGGUGGGCACAAAAUUAGUAAUUGCCAGAAGUUUUGCAACACUGAUUAUCGCACUCGAAACGAGUUUGUUCAAACCAACGGUCUCUGUUUCAACUGUUUGGGUCGUAACCACUCUGUCAACAUCUGUCGAUCAUAUAACAAAUGUCGCAUCUGUAAACAUAAGCACCACUCCUUGCUUCACCCGACGACAGCUUCGGGGCCGCAAGCGAGUGGGUCCAAGUCACACAUUGCCGUGGAAGUCAAUUCAACAGGGGUCGAUGAAGUCGUCGACAAGAAUUCAUUUGAUAACCCUGCUACACCAUCAAAGGUAUCAACACAUUUUUCAAAGAAAAUUGCAUCUAAUCAGGUUCUGUUAGCAACCGCUCUUGUCAAUGUAAAAACAAGAUCUGGUCAGGUACACUUACUUAGAGCCUUGUUAGAUCAGGGUUCGCAGGCAUCAUUCAUAACAGAAUCAGCGGUCCAGUUACUUGGACUCAGGAAGAUGCCUACACGAAGUAGCAUAUCAGGAGUAGGCAGUGAGAAAAGCACUCUAUCCUCCAAGUACAUGGUGGAAACACAAAUUCAGUCUCGCCACGAUCCAGGUUUUCAAGUCCAGGUACGUGCGCAUGUUCUAAGUGCAAUUACCAGUUUACUUCCUUCUGACAAGGUAGGUAGGCUUGAUUGGCUUGAGUCAAUGGAAAUUCCAUUGGCCGAUCCUCAAUACCACACUCCAAACAAAAUUGAUAUUCUGCUUGGAGCCGACGUUUAUGGUCAAGUUCUAACGGCUGGACUAAUGAAGAGUCCUCGCGGUUCGCCAAUAGCACAAAACACUGCUUUAGGGUGGAUCUUAUCUGGGCCAACUCAUCAGGAGAGUGACGAUGACAAACAAGCUUCAAAACAUUGUUAUCACAAUGUUAUUAUCAGCAUGCAUUCUCAAGUUGACGACAAUGACAUGCUAAAGAAAUUCUGGGAGAUUGAGUCUGACACUUGUGAUACCAAAAUUCUUUCGCUGGAAGAACAGCUUUGUGAAGAGUUUUAUGAGAAAACUACUCAACGAGAUUCAACGGGUAGAUACAUUGUCAGACUGCCAUUUCGCAACGAUGAUCCCCAGUGCAAACAUGGAAGAUCCAGGGACAUCGCUCUUAGAAGAUUUCACUUGCUCGAACAACGAUUUAAGAAAAACCAAGAAUUUAAGGCCAGGUACUCCGCUGUCAUACAAGAAUAUUUAGACCUUGGACAUAUGGAACGUGUAGCUGAUGAUGAUCUCAACAACGAUUCAGCUUAUUUACCACAUCAUGCAGUCAUACGAGAAGAUAAAACGACAAGCAAGGUCAGAGUCGUAUUUGAUGGAUCAUGCAAAGGUGUAAACGGUGUAUCUCUUAACUCUGAAUUAAUGAUCGGUCCCAGAUUGCAACAAGAUCUACGCCACAUCGUCAUUAGAUGGCGAAUGCAUCCAAUCUGUCUGUGCGCAGAUAUCGUUAAAAUGUAUCGGCAAGUAAUCGUUGCAGACAAGGAUGCCGAUUACCAACGAAUUGUGUGGAGAGACGAUCCCGAUUCAGAAAUAAGAGACUACAAAUUAGUCAGAGUUACUUUCGGAACUGCGUCUGCCCCGUACUUAGCAGUGAAAACAGUACAACAACUUGCAACCGAUGAUGGCAGUCAAUUCCCGAUAGAAGUUGUGAAAGGAGCGAAAUCUGACUUCUAUGUGGAUGAUCUGUUAACUGGUUGUCAAACAGUAGAAGAAGGAACAAGGAUGUUCAAGGAAUACAGCAAGUUAUUGAGACAGGGGGGUUUUGAUCUUCAGAAGUGGGUAACAAACAAUAAAGAGUUAGCUGAAAUCAUGACGGGUAAACCGGAAAUUCAAGACAGAAAGGUUGAGAUAAGGACCGACGAAGUGGUUAAAAUCUUGGGGUUAGCGUGGAACAAGGACAUUGACGCAUUUGAAUACACCGUCCAGCUUCCCGACAAUACUGGUCCUGUGACUAAACGAAAGGUGAUUUCCAGCAUAUCUCGUCUCUUUGACCCUCUAGGAUGGGCAGCGCCUUGCAUUAUUGUUGCUAAGGUCACCAUCCAAAAAUUGUGGCUAGCAGGCAUAGAUUGGGAUGAGGAACUACCUGAAGAAUUGUUGAACGAAUGGUUAUCAUACCAAAGAAACUUGAUCGACAUUACGAAGUUAAUUAUCCCAAGGUGGGUUGGGGCUAGGAAUAACGACGUACAUAUGGAGUUGCAAGGCUUUUGUGAUGCGUCUAACAUAGCAUAUGCCGCUGUGGUAUACCUUAGGAUUAUAGACUCCGAUGGCAACAUCCAUAUCAAUCUUGUUACAGCCAAAACUAAGGUUGCUCCAACAAUGCAAGUUUCGAUUCCUCGACUUGAGUUGAUGGGAGCAGUUCUCUUGUCAAGAUUAAUUACUGAAGUGGGUCGCGUGUUGGGAAUCAACCAUGCCAACAUACACGGAUGGACAGAUUCUACUGUUGUAUUAGCUUGGCUAAGUAGUCACCCAAGUCGCUGGUCUACGUUCAUCGGGAACCGAACGUCUGAUAUCCUGUCCAGGUUAGAGAGUACACAAUGGUCUCAUGUACAAUCAGCUCAAAACCCAGCAGACAUAGCGUCCAGAGGAUGUUCACCUGGAGAACUUGCAGAGAAUCCCAUGUGGAUUCAAGGGCCAUCAUGGUUGAAAGAUCAGUCCAUCAAUUACCAGAGACCAAAAUCCAUUUCAACAAACUUAGAAGAAAGACAUAUCAAGGCUCAUGUAACUGUAGAUGAAACCAAAACAUUUUCUGAUACAUCCUUCUGGGAAAAAUAUUCAUCACUGCACAAACUAGUUCGCAUUGUUGCAGUAUGUAGGAGAUUUCUUGUGUACAAAAGAAGCCAUAAAUUUGGGUCUCACCUCACAAAGUCUGAAAUAAAUGAUGCAUUAGAUGUAUGCAUUAGGCAGUCUCAACUAAUAUGUGAUAUGGAAAAACUUAAAUCGUUAUGUCCAUUCCUUGAUGAUAAGGGUAUUAUGAGGGUUGGCGGCAGACUUCAAAAUGCAAGCCUUGACCAUGAUGCAAAGCAUCCAAUUAUUCUCCCUCAUAAGAGUCAUUUCACAAAUUUAGUGGUAGACGACGCACACAAGAGGACAUUGCACGGAGGACCCACUCUUAUGUUGAAUCAUUUACGCACAAAAUACUGGAUAGUAGCAGCCAAGAAACUUGUAAAAGCUCACGUUCAUAAUUGUGUCAAAUGUGUUCGACAUGCAGCAGCAACAAAGACUCAAUACAUGGGUCAGCUACCAGAAAGCAGAGUCACACCGUCUAGACCAUUUUUACACAGUGGAGUAGACUUUGCCGGACCCAUCAACGUUCGAAUGUCCAAGGGUCGGGGAAAUAAAUCCUACAAGGGCUAUAUAUGUGUCUUCAUAUGUAUGGCAACUAAGGCUAUACACUUAGAAGCAAUCAGCGAUUUAACAGCUGAAGGGUUUAUUGCUGGAUUUAAGAGACUAGUGGCUCGUCGCGGCCACGUCAGUGAUGUUUGGAGCGACAACGGUACUAACUUUGUUGGGGCAUCUAGGGAACUCCACAAGCUAGUCUCAGCUGAAAAUUCCUCAGUGGCAGUUGAGAUUCAAGAGUGGUUGAGUGAUAAUAGCGUCACAUGGCAUUUUAUUCCUCCCCAUGCACCAAAUUUUGGCGGGCUGUGGGAAGCAGGAGUGAAAUCGACUAAGUUUCAUUUAAGGCGAGUGAUAGGUGACUCAACUUUGACUUAUGAAGAAUUAGCUACUACUUUAGCUCAGAUAGAGGCGUGCCUAAAUUCUAGACCCCUUUCAAUAUUGUCUGAUGAUCACCAGGACCCCACACCGCUCACACCAGGCCACUUUUUAGUCGGUGAACCAUUGGUGAUUGUUCCUGAACGCAAUUAUGAGUUAUGUAACAUAGCAUCAUUGAAACGGUGGCAACUGACUCAAAGGAUGGUGCAAAAUUUUUGGCGCAGGUGGUCCAAUGAGUAUUUAGUGUAUUGCAUGCAAAGGUACAAAUGGUCCAAGGUCAUUCCCGAACCUAAACUUGGAGAUAUUGUUUUGAUUAAGGAAGAUAAUCUUCCUCCUGCUCGGUGGUUAUUAGGCAGAGUGGUUGCAAAACAUCCAGGAUCAGACCAGUUAACUCGUGUAGUAACCUUAAAAUGUAAUGGAUCUCUUAUUAAACGACCAACAUCAAAAUUAUGCAUACUACCGAUAGCAAGUUAAGUUAGGUAUCAUGCAUAGGUUUACUAGUUAUGUACAAUCAAUGAAGGUUAAGUUUAUGUUUUUAAUUUUGUUAAUUUUAAUGUUAUCACGUGGUUUAUUGAUGUAAACCGCCCUUGACCUCAUGGUGGGCGGUAAAUGGAAGAACGGCACCGCGUUCUUGGUGGGCGGAAUGUUUAGUUUUAAGUUCGUCAUAAUUAUAUAAUGUUAAUGUUUUAGUUCAUGUGUCAACAGAUGUCACUAUCCCUUACCGUACAUCGCGGUGUUAAGAUUUCUUUGGUUUUAAUGACUUUGUGCUUGAUACGAUUAAACGUUACUUCUGUCAGCAAA